Messenger RNA from Pangasianodon hypophthalmus (striped catfish), 5546 nucleotides. RefSeq lists its product as uncharacterized. Gene Ontology annotation, biological process: proteolysis. The transcript has 42 exons. Bases 102 to 5366 code for a protein of 1754 amino acids. Gene Ontology annotation, cellular component: extracellular region. Lineage: Eukaryota; Metazoa; Chordata; Actinopteri; Siluriformes; Pangasiidae. The record is from RefSeq and is a predicted model, not a curated record. Gene Ontology annotation, molecular function: protein binding; serine-type endopeptidase activity.
UUUCUUUAAACUUGAACUUUUGGAACCUGUGAUUCCAAAGACCAUCCUACCUGUGGCUUAUUAUAUAUAAAGCAGAUACAGUGAAUGUAUUUGCAAGAAGGAUGAGAAUAUACUUGUUGAUUGUGCUGGGGUCUGUUUUCCCAGAUUCCUUCAGUAAAGGCCAAGAGCUGAAGGUGGAUGUGGACUUCCGUGGAGAUGAUGUUCUGCAGAUUUACUCCCCAGAUGCCCAGCACUGUCAGCUCGCCUGCACACAGCACCAUUCCUGUUUAUUCUUCACAUUUAUCCGAGCUGAUUGGAGCAAAGACAACAGGAAAUUCUACUGCUACCUGAAGCACACAGCCACCGGAUUCCCGUCUCAGGUUGCAGACCUGAAGGGUGUGACCUCAGGCUUCAAACUCAAGCAUCAGGACUACAAAACACAUGCCUGUCUGUCAUCUACAUAUCAAGAUGUAGAUUUCACAGGAUCAGACUAUCUCCAGCUGACCUUAAAUACUUCUGAUGACUGCCAGAAGCAAUGCACCCGUGAUCCAGACUGCAAAUUUUUUUCAUUCACAACAGAGACCUUCCCAGAUGCAGAAACAAGGAAAAAAUGCUUUCUAAAAUUCGGCUGGAACGUUCCAAUACCAUCAGUCCUCAUAAAAACACCUGGUCUUGUGUCAGGUUUUUCAGAUUCAUUGUAUAAUUCUAAAGAAGAAUGUAAGGAGGAGAUCUUUGCCAACACACACUACAGAGGAAAUGACUUUGAGAAUGUUCCUGCUGCCUCACCUCAACACUGUCAGUUCCUGUGUAGCAGACAUCCCCACUGCACCCAUUUCACAUACACAACUUCAAAAUAUUCUACUGAGCCCGACAUCAAUAUGCAUUGCUUCCUGAAGCAUACGCAGAAUAUAAACCAGCUCGUGUCAGUUACAGAAGAAGAACUUUUUUCUGGAUUUCCAACACGAAAUUGCAAGCCCUCAAAUGUUUGGGCAACAACACGCUAUGAAGGCCUCGAUUUCUUGGGCCAUGAUUACCGUGAUUUUAAAACGGACACAUCUGAGAUCUGUCGAGAAAUGUGCACAAAAGACCCAGAUUGCCAUUUUUACACUUAUGCCCUACCAACUUACCAUGAUGAGGGCAUCAGGAAAAAAUGCUUUCUAAAAUUCCGCUGGACUGUUCCAAUACCAUCAGUCCUCAAAAAAACACCUGGUCUUGUGUCAGGUUUUUCAGCUUCAUUGCAAAAGACUAAUGGAUUUAAAGAAAAAUGUAAGGAGGAGAUCUUUGCCAACAUACACUACAGAGGAAAUGACUUUGAGAAUGUUCCUGCUGCCUCACCUGAACACUGUCAGUUCCUGUGUAGCACACAUCCCCGCUGCACCCAUUUCACAUACACAACUUUCAGUUAUUCCAGUGAUCCGAACAUCAAUAUGCAUUGCUUCCUGAAGCAUACGCAGAAUGUAAACCAGCUCGUGCCAUUUACAGAAGGAGAACUUUUUUCUGGAUUUCCAACACGAAAUUGCAAGCCCUCAAAUGUUUGGGCAACAACACGCUAUGAAGGCCUUCAUUUCUUGGGCCAUGAUUACCGUGAUUUUAAAACGGACACAUCUGAGAUUUGUCAAGAAAUGUGUACAAAAGAUCCAGAUUGCCAUUUUUACACUUAUGCCCUACCAACUUACCAUGAUGAGAGUAUCAGGAAAAGAUGCUUUCUAAAAUUCCGCUGGAACGUUCCAAUACCAUCAGUCCUCAAAAAAACAUCUGGUCUUGUGUCAGGUUUUUCAGAUUCAUUGUAUAAGACUAAAGAAGAAUGUAAGGAGGAGAUCUUUGCCAACAUACACUACAGAGGAAAUGACUUUGAGAAUGUUCCUGCUGCCUCACCUCAACACUGUCAGUUCCUGUGUAGCAGACAUCCCCACUGCACCCAUUUCACAUACACAACUUCAAAAUAUUCUACUAAGCCUGAGAUCAAUAUGCAUUGCUUCCUGAAGCAUACGCAGAAUAUAAAUCAGCUCGUGUCAGUUACAGAAGAAGAACUUUUUUCUGGAUUUCCAACACGAAAUUGCAAGCCCUCAAAUGUUUGGGCAACAACACGCUAUGAAGGCCUCCACUUCUUGGGCCAUGAUUACCGUGAUUUUAAAACGGACACAUCCGAGAUCUGUCGAGAAAUGUGCACAAAAGACCCAGAUUGCCAAUUUUACAGUUAUGUCCUACCCUCUUACCGUGAUGAGGGCAUCAGGAAAAAAUGCUUUCUAAAAUUCCGCUGGAAUGUUCCAAUACCAUCAGUCCUCAAAAAAACACCUGGUCUUGUGUCAGGUUUUCCAGAUUCAUUGCAAAAGACUAAUGGAUUUAAAGAAAAAUGUAAGGAGGAGAUCUUUGCCAACAUACACUACAGAGGAAAUGACUUUGAGAAUGUUCCUGCUGCCUCACCUGAACACUGUCAGUUCCUGUGUAGCAGACAUCCCCACUGCACCCAUUUCACAUACACAACUUCAAAAUAUUCUACUAAGCCUGAGAUCAAUAUGCAUUGCUUCCUGAAGCAUACGCAGAAUGUAAACCAGCUCGUGCCAGUUACAGAAGAAGAACUUUUUUCUGGAUUUCCAACACGAAAUUGCAAGCCCUCAAAUGUUUGGGCAACAACACGCUAUGAAGGCCUCGACUUCUUGGGCUAUGAUUACCGUGAUUUUAAAACGGACACAUCUGAGAUUUGUCGAGAAAUGUGUACAAAAGAUCCAGAUUGCCAAUUUUACACUUAUGCCCUACCAACUUACCAUGAUGAGAGUAACAGGAAAAGAUGCUUUCUAAAAUUCCGCUGGAACGUUCCAAUACCAUCAGUCCUCAUAAAAACACCUGGUCUUGUGUCAGGUUUUCCAGAUUCAUUGUAUAAGACUAAAGAAGAAGAAUGUAAGGAGGAGAUCUUUGCCAACACACACUACAGAGGAAAUGACUUUGAGAAUGUUCCUGCUGCCUCACCUCAACACUGUCAGUUCCUGUGUAGCAGACAUCCCCACUGCACCCAUUUCACAUACACAACUUUCAGUUAUUCCAGUGAUCCGAAGAUCAAUAUGCAUUGCUUCCUGAAGUAUACUCAAGACGUAAGCCAGCUAGUGCCAGCUAGAGAAGAAGAACUUUUUUCUGGAUUUCCAACACGACAUUGCAAGCCCUCAAAUGUUUGGGCAACAACACCCUACCAGGGCCUCCACUUCUUGGGCUAUGAUUACCGUGAUUUUAAAACGGACACGUCUGAGAUCUGCAAAGAAAUGUGCACAAAAGACCCAGAUUGCCAUUUUUACACUUAUGUCCUACCAACUUACCAUGAUGAGAGUAUCAGACAUGGAUGUUACCUGAAGCAAGUCAUGACUCUACCCAGACCUGAAAAGGUGGUGUACAGGCUUGGAUCAAAAGCCCAGAGAGUGGAGCUGGACCAAACACCAACAUUUGGUUCUGGAGUGAUACAUUUUGGGGUCUUCAAGUCUCCAGAUCUACAAGCAGACCCACGUUCCAUGCACUCUAACUAUUUGGACGGUUCUUUCAGUAAAGGCCAAGAGCUGAAGGUGGAUGUGGACUUCCGUGGAGAUGAUGUUCUGCAGAUUUACUCCCCAGAUGCCCAGCACUGUCAGCUCGCCUGCACACAGCACCAUUCCUGUUUAUUCUUCACAUUUAUCCAAGCUGAUUGGAGCAAAGACAACAGGAAAUUCUACUGCUACCUGAAGCACACAGCCUCCGGACUUCCAUCUCAGGUUCUAGACUUGAAGGGUGUGACCUCAGGCUUCUCGCUCAGCUCAGAGUAUAAAAAAGAUGCCUGUCUGCCAUCUAUAUAUCAGGAUGUAGAUUUCACAGGAUCAGACUAUCUCCAGUUGACCUUAAAUACUUCUGAUGACUGCCAGAAGCAAUGCACCAGUGAUCCAGACUGCAAGUUUUUUUCAUUCACAACAGAGACCUUUCCAGAUGCAAAGACAAGGAAACAAUGCUUUUUAAAGUACAGUUGGACUGUUCCAAUACCACCAGAAAUCCAUCACACACCUGGUUUUACAACAGGCUUUUCAGAUUCAUUGUAUGCUAAGGCUGAGGGAACUGAAAAAGAAUGUAAUGAGGAGUUCCUUGCCAACACAGACUACCUGGGAAAUGACUUUGAGGACAUCCGUGCUGCUUCACCUCAACACUGUCAUUUUCUGUGUAGCACGCAUCCCCGCUGCACCCAUUUUUCAUAUACAACUUCAAAACAUACUACAAGUAAUACCUGGUACAAUAUGCGUUGCUACCUGAAGUAUAAGCAAGAUGUAACCCAGCUGGUGCCUGCUAGAGUACAAGAUAUUUAUUCUGGAUUUCCAGCACGAAACUGCAAGCUGUCAAAUGUUUGGGCAACAACACGCUAUGAAAGUUUUGACUUCUUUGGCUAUGAUAACCGUUAUGUUCUAACGAACACAUCAGAAACCUGUAGAGAAAUGUGCACAGCAGACCCAUACUGCCAAUUUUACACUUAUGUCCUAUCAUCUUUCCAUGAUAAGAGCAUCAGGCAUAGAUGCUACAUGAAGCAGGUCAUGAUUUUGCCCAGUCCUAAAAAGGUGGUGUAUAUGCAUGGUGUGGUAUCUGGCUUCUCUCUGAGGAACUGUAUUACUGGUGAAGAUGAAUCUACUGCCCACCUUGGAACUGCAGACUGUGGAAAGUCUGGUGAUGUGAAGUCUAGGAUUUUUGGAGGUUCUGAUGCCUCAACAGGUGACUGGCCCUGGCAGGUUAGCCUGCAAAGGGGAAAAAAACACAUCUGUGGUGGUUCCAUCAUUGCCAAUAGAUGGAUUCUGACUGCAGCACACUGUCUAUCUCAGCCAUACACACAGUUUUCUGUUCGGGCUGGACUAACUAAGCUAUCAGAAGGUGGUACAGAGUAUGGUCUGGAAAACUUCAUUAUACAUCCUAACUACAAUAAAAACAGUGCACAAAAUGAUGUUGCCCUGAUAAAAAUCAAGAAACCAAUCACAUUCAAUAAUAUUGUAGGGCCAGUCUGUCUGAUGAAAGCAGGAAAGGAAGCCACAUUUCUUGGAAAAAAAUGCACAGUGACUGGAUGGGGAAGGCUUAGUUCAGACUCAUACCCAGAUAUACUGCAGAAAGCCCAGGUUCCUCUCAUGAGUCCAGAGGUGUGCGCAAAAAUGCUGUCCGAAGAUGUGACGCCUUAUAAAGUUUUUCCCUCUAAUUUGUGUGCAGGGUAUCCUGAGGGUGUCAUAGACACCUGUGAAGGGGAUUCUGGAGGUCCACUGGUGUGUGAAGAUGAGAACACCUGGUAUCUAACAGGAAUAACCAGCUGGGGAGUGAGCUGUGCAAGGCCAAACAAACCUGGAGUGUACACCCGUGUUUCCUACUAUAUACCCUGGAUUAGGAAUGUGAUAGCAAAUGCUUAGGCACUGGGAAGCUCAUAUAACUGGAAGGUCCUAAACAAUUGGAAAAUAUGGUCCCUUGAUGAAGAGGCAGGUCAUCCAUCUUCACCACGGAACAACAGACUGCUGUCUGGCAAAUAGAUGCAUCGUUACAUUUCUAGCCUGACCUUCAUCAGAAUAAAAAUCUGACAUGGACACCUUUGA